GAAUUCAAAUUGCAAACGAGUUGCAAAACUGAAGCCAUAAAAGAGGCUCCGUGAAGGGGUGGGAGAAACGACUUUCAAGAAAAGAGAAGAAGAGGUAAUAUAACUAAACCCUUCCCAUCCCGGUGGUGGCGUGCAGCUGAACCCGAAUCGAGGGAUUGUGUUUUCCAAGACGCACCGAUUCCACAAAGCGCGUAAAGUGUGCAAUUGUUUCAAUCAAGGAGAGCGACAACACUGCUGCUUUCAGGAAAAAAACAAAAGCCAUUGGCUCACUCUGGGGAGAAAUCAAGACACGUAGUUGGAACAAUACGAAUUCUAAUAAAUAACACCGACAAGACCCUGUAGAAUCUCGUACAUUGGGAUUUCCAGCCAUUAAUCAACCGCUGUGCGCGCAUUGUAUUCCAAUUAUUUUGGAGGAGUUUUUUUUUUUCCUUUCAAACUUGAUUCCUGAACUAAAUCCGCAAAAAAAAAGUCUAUUUUUUGCUACUCCUACAAUCCUGGAUAACAUAACGUGCCCAGGUUAUUUCGACACCACAGCGGAGCCCUUAACUUCUGCUCCGGCGACCGCUUACCACAGCUCCUCAGCCAUGAGUCACACCGAGAUAUCGCCCUGCAAUGCGCCGCAGAAGGUGUUCCAGGAGGCGGUGAAGCAAGGCAACACCAAGGAACUACAUUCCCUCCUUCAGAACAUGACGAACUGCGAGUUUAACGUCAAUUCUUUCGGCCCCGAGGGGCAGACGGCGCUGCACCAGUCAGUAAUUGACGGGAAUCUGGAAUUGGUGAAGCUGCUGGUGAAAUUCGGAGCGGACACCCGACUAGCUAACAGGGACGGCUGGAGCGCCCUACACAUCGCUGCUUUCGGGGGACACCAGGACAUUGUCUUAUACCUCAUCACCAAGGCGAGGUAUUCCUCCGCCGCACGGUGAUCGGCGCGCAAAACCGCCACCUACGCAAAGAAUUGCGGGCAGGUAAACGCCGGUAAACCAAACGUUCAGAACUAGCGUUUCAGAUUGCGUGCGAAGACAAAGAAAGUCGAUCGCCUGCUAUAAGCAGAAUGAAGGUUGAUUACGCAGAUGCGCGCAAAUUCAUGUUGAUAUUUAUUACUGUAUAAUUAAUCUAGGAGAAUACAAAAGUAGUUUUUUUUUUUUUUUAAUUGUAUUUAGUUGCCCCGAAGUAUUGAAAAUGAACGCAGUUCAAACACUGCGUCGGUACUGAACAGUUCAAACACUUCUCAAAAGCUUCCCAGUGCGCUGUCUGUGUAACAACCUGUUAUUACUGUCUGCUUGCUGUUCAUGAAACGCUUGUUUAUUAACCUUGGUCUGGCGCGCUGCCCCGCACACCUUUUAGGCCUUUUUUUUUGUUUUGUUUGAAAGUUUUUAAAAGAUGAAACAUGCGGAUAUGUUUAUUUGUUUAAGUGAAACAUGAAUUCAUUUGUUAAGUGGGCUCAUUUCCAUUUAUAUCCAGGCUGCAUGCUGUAAUGUGUUUUUGUGUGUGUGUGUGUGGUGUUUUUUUUUAAAACCUAUAUAGAUUACAGUUUAAAUUAUAGCUAAGGAGUGAGCAGAUGCUAUGUGAAUAAUGUACCCGUUUUUCUUGGUUGGUAGCCCAUAUUUUCUUGAAACGGGCUUACUUCAGAAUGGAUAGCGUUUAUUUGCAAGUUUCGCUUCAGAAAUACUCGCUGUCUCCAUAUUUUUUAGUCUUGUAUUUGUGGUUUUUUUUAAAUCUAUACAGGUUUAAAAGAAACAAAAAAAGUAAAUUAAGUGAUUUUAAGUUUUGAUGAACGAAGCUGCUUCCUUUUCAGUUUGCCGUGGAACGUGGGAGGCCCACAACACACACGUGAACGACAUUGUAACUAUGUUUGUUUUAAAGUUAAUUCCUAAAAAUAACUCUCGUAUUUUUUUUUUCUACUGUAUUUUGGUUUUCUUUGCCAUCUACCUCGACUGUACACAGUAUUCGUGGUUUUAGCAAGAGAUCUGCAGGGGUUUGACUCGGAAAAAUGUUCACUAGAUCCUCGCGUCAUCAGCGUUGCAAUGUCUCAACUAUUUCGAUUUUCUUGCCAUUUCACUCCCAGAAGGAUACCUCUUCAUGUUUCAGAUGUAAACAAACACAGAACAGCCUGCUAAUGUAUCACUGAUUUAAAUAACGACUACGGUUUAUAAUUUCAAUUCUAAAAUAUAUUAUAAUGAAGAAUUUUUCACAUACCCCCCAACACAUGUAUUUUUUUUCACACGAUCUUUUGCUAAAACCUUACUUUGGGAUUUUUUUUUUUUUUUUUUAACACGACCAAACAUAAACUGUUGCGCAUCAAUCUCUUUUUCAAGAGGUAUUAUAUUUUAAUAUAGUUUUGGGGACUUGUAAAAAGUUAAAUGCAUGACUGAUUUUAGAUUUAAAAGAAAAAGUCAGGGCGUUACUGUUGCACAAAAAAAAGGUGGAUCCUUUCGCGCCCCCUGGUGGAUGUUUUGGAAACUUUCAGGCGCUGAGGCCAACGGAUUUUACUACUGAACAGGACUCGGGGAGGGAGGGGGGAAGAGAGACUUUUGGGAUUCUCCCUCCGCUUCUUAAUGCCACGCACGACCCAAGCAAGAAAAAUAGAAACCUCGGAUAACAACAACAUAACAGAACUGGCUGCAUUUUGAAGUCACAUCACCUAGUAACAUUUUUGCAAUGCUGCUUUUUAUAAUUAUGAUUAUUGUGUAUUGUUAAAGUUGAAAGGCUAACCGAAGGACGAUUCGAAUCGGACUGUAUUGCAGAAAGAUAUCGAGGUGCCCACUUUCACACUAGGUGUGUCUCUGCGUGCGUGUGUGUGUGUGUGAGAGAGAGGGAAUGCUCUUUCUGUGGCGCAUCUGCUGUCGUGUGUUUUGUUUUAUUUGUUGUGAGCUGUAUAUGUGCCUCCCCUCCCGUCAUUUUUUUUAAAGCUAUUUUUAGUCGAGAGUCAGUGAACUGUGGAUGAAUCUACAAGCGUAUGUGUGAAUGAAAGCGAAGAAAAACAAAUGGUUUGUUUUUAAAACGUAAGAAAAUAUAUAUGCAUAGCUUGUUUUAAACUUGAGAAAUCAAUUUUAUUUACAUUGCACUGAUAACUGAUUUUUUAUGAACUGUUGGUUUAUACCAACUUUUUUUUUUAAUUGAUUUUUCUGAAUAGAAAAAAAAAAACACAACGAAAUACUAUUGUAUAAAAAAAAACAAACAAAAAAAAAAGAGCUCCAGGUUUUACUUAUGAAAUGGGUUACUUUUGCAAAACGUAAUGUUUUGCAAAGACUUUGUAUCUCUGUGAUCGGGUGUGGAAAAAUAACGGCAAACACUUUUUGUGAAGUGUGUCGCCAUAUUGUUGUACGGCGGGCAGGGAGGGUGAGACCAUUGUUGUGACCCCAAGUUGCACGAUGCCCGGAUGUCUGGUGGGAGAUUUACUGGAGCAUGUCAUAACAUUUAUGACGUGUCAGUAAAAUAAAUAAUUACUAGAUUAAAUAAAUGAAAAAUAAAGUGCUAUAUUGGUGUUUUAUUUUUUUAAAAAAGAAAGUUGGACCAAGUUGUGUCAAUGUCUUUUGCUUUUACAUUCAGCACGAAGAUCGACAGGACCAUGCGAACACGGCUUGGUUUGGGAGCGAAAUGAAAGAAAGGCCGUUUGCAAAUUGACGUCCCAUAGAUAUAUUAUUAUGUAAUGUUGUAACGCUGUGAUCAAUGUGAAAAAAAACAAAAAAAAACAUGUAUGCUGUGAUUGUGUACGUUUGUGUACAAGGCAGUGCCGAAAUCAUUAAACCUUUACUCGUGGUUAAACAAAAA
Acipenser ruthenus (sterlet) is the source of this 3771-nucleotide messenger RNA. RefSeq names its product notch-regulated ankyrin repeat-containing protein A. Gene Ontology annotation, cellular component: cytoplasm. The record is from RefSeq and is a predicted model, not a curated record. Lineage: Eukaryota; Metazoa; Chordata; Actinopteri; Acipenseriformes; Acipenseridae. The transcript has a single exon. The coding region runs from base 585 to 923 and encodes 112 amino acids. Gene Ontology annotation, molecular function: protein binding; enzyme inhibitor activity; phosphatase regulator activity.